Penaeus indicus is the source of this 4739-nucleotide messenger RNA. It is a transcript of the gene mib2, whose product is annotated as E3 ubiquitin-protein ligase MIB2-like. The coding region runs from base 493 to 3510 and encodes 1005 amino acids. The record is from RefSeq and is a predicted model, not a curated record. NCBI's taxonomy places the organism in Eukaryota, Metazoa, Arthropoda, Malacostraca, Decapoda, Penaeidae. Gene Ontology annotation, molecular function: zinc ion binding; protein binding; ubiquitin-protein transferase activity. Gene Ontology annotation, cellular component: cytoplasm. Gene Ontology annotation, biological process: protein ubiquitination. The transcript is spliced from 18 exons.
CGGCGAUGACCUCACAGUACUGGGUACAACGAUCGUCUUUUGGGUGCCAGGUCGUGACCUUGUAACCUCGUGACCUCUCGUAGUGUUCCUGUGUGACCUAGUUUUAACCCCCAAGAGAAGAGAAAAGAGAAGUGGAAAGAUAAAAGAUAAAAAGGGGUGAAGAGAGUGAUUUGCAAAAAAAAGUAGAGAGAAUUAGAAAAAAAUAGAUGAGUGUACCCUGAACCCGUGGUAUGGCAUAGAAAACGGGAGUAGGCGUCCUUGAGGAGUGAGAGAUCAUUGGUGUAUUUUUUUUUUUACUUUUUUUCUUCUUCUUUAUUGUUGAGUGUCUUUUCGAUUGUGGUUUCAUGGGCGUGGUAGACAUGGUGGGCGUGCGGUGACCACCCGAGGAGGAAGACGACCACGAUUUCGUCCAACACGACUACCCCCACGACCCCCGAGUCCCUGCAGGCCCGCCCACCACCGCCGCCGCCGCCCCCGCCGCCGCCGCCGAGCAUGGGCGUGGUGGAGGUCGGCCAGCGGGUCAUUCGGGGACCCGACUGGCGGUGGGGGGAGCAGGACGGGGGGGCGGGGUACGCGGGCACGGUCGUGGAGGUGGGACGACCCGGCUCGUCCACGACGCCCGACCGCACGGUGGUGGUGCAGUGGGACGCGGGCGCCAGGACCAACUACCGCGUCGGCUACCAGGCGGCCUACGACCUGCGCCUGCUGGACAACGCGCCCGUCGGCGUGAAGCACCCGAAGCACAUCUGCGACGGUUGCAAGCGGCAGGCCAUUGCAGGAAUACGGUGGAAAUGCAACCACUGCUACGACUACGACCUGUGCACGACCUGUUACAUGGCCGAUAAGCACGACCUGUCACACGCUUUCGUACGCUACGAGAAUGUCAACUCGAAAGGGGUGGAGGUGUCGCAACGCAAGAACGCCGAGAAGACUCCCCUGCAGGGCAUCUUCGUGGGCGCCAAGGUCAUCCGCGGCCCCGACUGGGACUGGGGCAACCAGGAUGGGGGGGAAGGCAAGUUCGGGCGCGUGACGGAGAUCCGCGGCUGGGACAACGAGUCGGGGCGUUCCGUGGCCAACGUGACGUGGGCGUGCGGGUCGACCAACGUGUAUCGGGUCGGGCACAAGGGCAAGGUGGACCUGAAGGUGCUGUGGCCGGCGACCUGCGGGCAUAUCUACUGCGAGCACCUGCCUGUUCUCGGGAAGAUGGAAGACCCCAGUAGCACGGGAGAGCCGGAGCUCCCCUCAGCGCCCUUGUCCGUGGGCGAGAGGGUGCGCGUUGUCGUGAGUCUGGAGGAGCUGAGGACGCUUCAGGAGGGUCAUGGUGGAUGGAAUCAUAGGAUGGCCGAGUGCCUGGACAAAAUUGGCAUAGUCCACCGCAUCACGUGCAAGGGCGACGUGCGCGUGCAGUACGAGGGCUACGCCACACGCUGGACCAUCCACCCACGAGCACUGGCCAGGGUCACCACCUACACCCCUGGCGAUGUUGUGGUGGUCAUCAGUGAUGUUAAUAAGGUCAAAGAAUACCAGAAAGGUCACGGGGAAUGGAUUGAGUAUAUGAAGAGUGCUCUCGGUAAAACGGGUGUGGUGGCGCGUGUAUACCCUGACGGCGACUUGAGGGUUAACAUCGAGGGUAAGACGUGGACCUUCAACCCCCUGUGCGUCUCACUGGCUCCCCGCACGGCCGAGUACAACAACACCAUGAGGGCUAAUGAGAGAACAGAACACGCAGGCCCACUGGCAUCAAUACUGCACCAGCUGUUAGAUACAGAGCAGGAUAGUUCUGUGGUGGACCAGCUGGUGAGGGAAGCUGCACAAGGACAUACGCAGGCUGUCUCACAUCUCCUGGCAAAACAUCCUGACAAGGUGGAUGGGCGUAGUUCCGGGAAGACGUGCUUGCAGGUGGCAUGCCAUCAGGGCCAUAUGGACAUUGUGCGUCUCCUGCUAGACCACAAGGCGUCACUUGAGAUUGCUGACGAUGACGGCGAUGUGGCGCUGCAUUACUCGGCUUUUGGCAACCAACCUGAAAUCAUGGAGCUGCUCCUACGCAAGGGGGCAUCUAUCAACGUGGUGAACGAGGGCAGGUGCUCGGCCCUCCACGUUGCCGUCAAUAAGCAGCACGCAGCAUGUGUCAAAGUGCUGCUCAAGUACAGCUGUGAUGUCAAUGUACAGGACUCCUACGGUGACACGGCAUUGCAUGAUGCGAUUGGCAAGGACAGCAUCGAGAUCCUGGAGUUGCUCGGAAACUCGCCGCACCUCGACCUCAACCUGCGCAACAAGAGGGGCUUCAACGUCCUCCACCAUGCGGCGCUUAAGGGGAAUAACUUUGCGGCUGAGAAGCUGGUUCUUCGCUCGAGGCAGUUCGUAGAUGUGCGUAAGGACGACGGGUUUGCAGCUCUCCACCUGGCUGCCUUAAACGGACACCGACAGGUUGCGGAGACGCUCAUCACCCUCGGCCAGGCUUCUGUCGACAUCACCAACAACAAGAAGCAGACGCCCCUCCUCCUCGCUGUGUCGCAGGGUCAUUGCGGUGUUGUUGAGCUCCUCGUGGACAGCAACGCCGACGUACGGGCAUGCGACGAGGACGGGGACACGGCACUCCACUUGGCGCUCUUGAAGAAUUCCACCACAACGCAUGCCCAUCCCUCUCAUGCCCCAACCAUUACGCAGAUCCUCAACAACAUCUCCCAGCGAGGCUUUGAGAACAAGGUGUCCCUGGCCGUCGCCUGCUAUCUAGUGCAGAAGGGUUGCAGCAUCACGGUCGCCAACAGCCGCUCGAAGACGCCUCUCGACCUCAUCAAUGACACCAACACCAUUGACCUGUUGCAGAGCUAUUCCACGCAGGCUAGCAGUGCGGAUACGAUGGCCCGUGUUGACAUGGACCUGAAGGCGUUGGACUUGGCAGCUGAGAGCAUUCGCCACGGCAGCAGCGUUGGAGGUGGCAUCCUGGACGGUCCUGCAUCCUCCUCCUCGUCAUCUGAGUCCCCGUCAGGAGGCUCCUUCGCCGGAGGAAACAACAAGCCCCAGUCGGUGUCCCAGCCUGUGAGCCCAGCCAAAAGCCAGGGCGAGCCAGUCAUGGUGCCCGGUACUUCUGAGCCCAUGAACAACUGUGACAUUGAGAAGCAGAUUGUAGAGACAAAGGACGAGUGUUCGAUUUGCUUGGAGUGCCCAGCCACGGUGAGGUUCCAGCCGUGUGGGCACUGCGUUACCUGCGAGGACUGCUCCACGCGCGUCAAGAAGUGCUUCCAGUGCCAUGCAGUUGUGCUGACCAAAGUUACAAAGGAUGGCCGGACAGUCUCCAGCAAGGCCCGGCAGCCAUCCGCGGAGAGACUGCGCUACCUGGAGACCAAGAUUGCAGAGAUUGAGGAGGCCCACUGUUGCAGCAUCUGCCUGGAGCGCCGUCGUAGCGUUGCCUUCCUCUGCGGGCAUGGGGCGUGCGUCAUCUGCGCCCAGACGCUGAAGACGUGCCACAUGUGCAGGAAGCCCAUUUCGAAGAAGAUUAAUCUCUAUUGAUAAUAAGGGGUUGGAGUAGGGUGCAAUUUUUCUUUCUUUUUUUUUGUUUUUUGUUUUCUCUCUCUCUUUUGUGUUUAUAAGAAUGUCUAUGUGAUGCUGAUUUUAGACCCUCUUUGGAGUGUUCUUGUUCUACAGGAGGAUCAUAUUGAAAGGAAAAGGAUUUUCUGAUAUCAGGGCAUAUAUUAUUCUAUUUUUUUCAAGGUCUACACUAGGACCUUCUUGUGAAAGCCUUUUUAGUGUUAAAUUUAAAAAAGAAUAUUAUUCGUUGCCAAGAGGAAAGGAAAAAUAAUAUGUACUGCAAGCUCUCCAGUAUAACAGAAGGACAUUCAUUAUUAACACAAUAAAAUGCAGAGUUGGCAAAAGUACUUCAUUCAAAGGAAAUGGAAGCAUACAUACAUAUAUACAUACAUACACACGGACAUUUCAUAUAAUGUGUACAUUCAGACAUGUGCAAGGAGUGUUACAGUGGUGUAUUGUGAUUGCAGUAAAGGAAUGGUCACUUAAUGAUAAAGAUUUGUACUUGUAAUGCAAAGUUAUGUCUGCUUGCCCAAAAGUGUCAGUGUUUACUGCACUGUAUCAUUUAGACCUGUGUAGUACAUUACUACCUUGUAUAUAUUGUAGAUUUGAAUUAUGUUCACCCCCACUGUCAUUCAUAGUAUGUUUACAUUUUUUGGUCACUUCAUUUAAUUAUCAUUGUUUUUCUUCUAGUCAUUUCCACUAUGAAAUGAUGACCCUGUUUUCUGCUAGAUUUUUAUUAUUAUUAUUUUUUUUUAACACCUGAGAUUAUGCUAUCAGGAUUUUUUUUUUGUUAUGGAGUAUAUACCUCACCCAGUAAUUGUCUCAGUUUUUAUUUUAUACCAGGUUAUUUCUUCCCUUCUUUCCUUUUUCUUGAGAUAAUUUUUUUUGUAUUCUUGAUUUUCCCCACUUUUUCCUUUUGUUUUUAGUUAUUUGGUUUCUUCUUUCAUUAUCCUCUUGUUCCUUUAGUCUUUUCUUCCGAUCCCUCCUUCCGUCUUCUUUGCGCUCUCCAGACUUCCCACGUGGAGGGAGGAAUUGCAAGUGAAGCGAGCACGCAAGCAGGCAAGCCCACGUCAACCAAGACCCUAGGGACGGGUAGUUCACUCUGCGAGGUAUCUAGACAUUAGACGGCCAGCCUGUUCUCCCCCUGUUAUUGUGCUGCCAUCCAGUGCUACUUGGUGCUGAUAUUGUGUAGAUAAGGAAUCUCAUACUAA